Molecule: messenger RNA, 782 nt
Organism: Cyprinus carpio (common carp)
Lineage: Eukaryota; Metazoa; Chordata; Actinopteri; Cypriniformes; Cyprinidae
Exons: 9
Coding region: 1-672 (223 amino acids)
Source: RefSeq, a predicted model, not a curated record
AUGCAAAACAUCAGAACUUUCAUCCCUCCUCAAAGGGUAUUUCCUGCAAUUCUGCAGACGUGUUUGUCUUAUUCUGUGACUGCUAGACUGGCCCCUAAAUGGAACAAAGCAGGACAAUAUCUAAUAGCAGGAAAGGAUUUCCUCAGUGACUCUGGAAAACUCAGUGCAGUUGUGCUUGAGCUGAGUCUCACUGAGACUCAACUGUGUGUCAGUGUGAAAGCCAACACAGUCAGACUUCCUCCAGCUUUAAUAAAGGAUUUUGAUAUUCCUGCUCCUGUGGUGAAAAACUUCCUCUGCACUGAUGAUGCUGUGUACCACACAGUCAUACCAAAUAACUGGUGCCACAUUCUGCCAAGGGAGCAGAAAGGCCAAAUCAUUAGCAUCAGUCACAGGAUUCCACAGGAAAGCCCAUUCCAAUCUUAUAUGGAGUUUCAAAAGCACUGGAACAAUAUGUAUAGAUAUUAUCAGCUGCCCUCAGUAAGUGAAGAGGAAGUCAUCUACUGCAGUGUGUACUUUAAACCAAUAGGUGACAAGCUGUUCACAUAUCCAUUGUGCUGUAUCCGCACUCAGCCAGUACAGUGCUUUCCCAAAGUGGACCUGCAGGGGGUGCUGGGGACCUUCAUAUCAGAUCUGCAGGCCGGACUGGAGAGUGCUACUACAGCAAUGAACUGAGAAGACCAGACACUCAGGUACUGCACACACACACACACGCACGCACGCACGCACACACACACACUCACACACACACACGUCUAUAAACACAAACAUGCCAUCACUUCGCU